UUCACAUGCGCCGUGGCGACUGUUCGGCGGAGUCGUAUCGCGGCAUUUGACGUCAACAAGUUACUAGUUCGCCCGUAAAAAUGGUAACAGAAAAUGAUUCAGUCGUCUAAGAGAAUCCGUGGUGUGUACAGUGGCUAGUAUCCUGCGGGAACAAGUAACGUGCCAGCCGCGGGCUAUUCAUUCACUUCACAGUUAGUAACACGUGCGUGUGUAAACCGGUGCGUGAUUGAUUUUUUGCGGAAUGGGCGAAGAAUCCCAAGCCGACGACGGUAAAGUUGUAUUAAAACGUAAAAUAACGUUAUUUAAUGGAGUGGGUAUCAUUAUUGGGACUAUUAUUGGCUCCGGGAUUUUUAUUUCUCCGACCGGCGUGUUUUUGAAUACUAAGUCAGUCGCAGCAUCAUUGUUAAUAUGGCUGUUCAGCGGUCUCCUGUCCACCCUCGGCGCUCUCUGCUACGCCGAACUCGGCACCUCCAUCACCAGGUCAGGCGGAGACUACGCCUACAUCUACACAGCAUUCGGACCCCUACCAGCUUUCCUAAGGCUAUGGAUAGCGCUCCUCAUCAUCAGGCCCACCACGCAGGCCAUCGUGGCCUUGACCUUUGGCCAGUACGUCUCCAAGAUCUUCUUCCCUGAGUGUGACCCGCCUGAGAACGCGAUCCGGCUGCUGGCAGCUGUUUGUUUAUGUAUUCUGACUGCCAUCAACUGCAUCAGCGUGCGUUGGACGAUGAGGAUACAAGACGUGUUCACCACCUCCAAACUUUUGGCCCUUAUUGUUAUUAUUAUCUCCGGAAUUUAUUACAUUUGCGCAGGUAAUACGGAGAACUUUGAAAGACCUUUUGAGGGCGACUAUAGCGCGGGAAAUAUAGCGCUAGCUUUCUAUUCCGGCCUCUUUGCAUUUGGUGGUUGGAAUUAUUUAAAUUUCGUUACUGAAGAACUACAAGAUCCUUACAAGAAUUUGCCGCGUGCCAUAUGGAUUGCCAUGCCGAUGGUCACCAUUAUCUACGUGAUGGCAAACUUAGCCUACUUUGCCGUCGUCACAAGAAUGGAAUUGAUGUCGCUUGCUCCUGUAGCUAAAAUAUUCGGAGACCACCUCUUUGGAGGAUGGAGCUGGCUGAUACCAGUAUUCGUGGCGUUGUCCACUUUCGGCGGGGUCAAUGGAGUUCUCUUCACAUCAGCACGGCUGUUCGCCACGGGAGCACAAGAGGGACAUAUGCCUGCUUUCUUCUCACUUUUCCAUAUUGAUAAGCAGACACCGAUACCAUCACUGAUAUUCACGUGUUUCUUCUCCCUUCUCAUGUUGACAACGAGCAACGUGUUCGAUCUAAUCAACUACUUCUCACAGAUACUCUGGCUCUCAGUAGGAGCCUCCGUUGUGGGCAUGCUGUGGCUCAGGCGGACCAAGCCUGACCUUCCACGCCCUAUCAAAGUCAACAUUAUCAUACCACUCCUCUUCCUCAUUGCUAUCGGAUGCUUAGUCAUUAUUCCAGCUAUCACAAACCCAAAGGACACAGCCAUUGGGAUAGCCAUACUCCUUUCUGGUAUACCAGUAUAUUAUCUUUGUGUUAAAUGGGAGAACAAACCCGACGCCUACAAUAAAUUUUCCACUGGCGUUCUAAGGUUCCUACAAAAACUUUGCUCAUGUAUUUAUGUAGAUUCAUUAGAGAAGUUGUCGAAUUGAUUGAAAAGAAAUUGUUUUGUUAUGUACAUAAUAUACAAAUAUAUAAAGGACCAAUAUGUUAUAUGUGUAUGACGCUUAUUGUGAUAUUUUAAGACAUUUAAUAGACGAGCUUAAAACUAUCCUUAUAUUAUAAAUGCGAAUGUUUGGGGUAUGUAUGUAUGGGUGUUUGUAACUCUUUCACGCAAAUACAACUUAACUGAUUACGCUGAAUACCCAAAAUAACAUACUAUAGGAUACUUUUUAUCCCGGAGUUCCAGCGGGAUUGAUUGUUACGUUAUGAUAGGGUUUCCACGCGGACUAAGUCGCGGGCGGCCUUUAGUACUACAUAAAUAUCAAAGCAUUGUGUGUCUUCAUUAUUCCGUAAAUGCUGUGUGAGUUUGCUAGUAUAUAACAAAGUGAAAGUUAUUUCUUGUGAUUGUGUGUCUAUAAACUAAUAAACAAUAUACAAUACUCGUUCUAUUGUCUUAGAUAUACUAAUUUAUCUCAAAAAUAAGAGUUAUAUUAGGUACUUAUUACCUAUUUGAGCCUAGUUUGGUAUUAUACCUAGUACAUGUGAGUUAGACGAUAUUUAUUAAAUUUACGAAAAAUAUGAGAAUUUUGGGUAAAAUCUUUUUUUGGUUCAAGACUAUUCAAGUAGUUUUACUUACAUAUUUGUUUAGUUAUCUCUUUCUUGGUCUUCCUCUGUUAUCUAUUGUCUUUCUAAUCUCGUCACGUACCUAUAUAAUAAUCGAACACAUUCUCCUUAUUUUUCUACAUUUUGCGCUCUUAAAAUACUCAAGGACAAAAACUUUAAUAAAGCUAAUUGAUUGUUAAAAUGUUACACAAGCAUAUUUUAACAUUCAAUUUAGAAAAAUACUUAAUUGUUAUGGAACCUACGAUAUUUUUUAAGGAAAUUUACUGUAUCUCAAAUUGUUAGUGUAAUGUAAUAAUGUUUAUAUUAAAAUCACACACAUUACACUUUUAAUAUUUAUUUUUAUUUAUAGACCCUUUUUUUAUAAAACUGCCGCUUAGAUGCAAUAGUCAGUAAACUAAUACGAACACACACUAGUACCUACCUACUUUUUCUUUCAUUUAUAAUCCUUUGUUUACUUUGGACAUACCUUAUCAAAUUUAGCUACGCAGGCAUCCCUAAAUUCAA
Amyelois transitella is the source of this 2816-nucleotide messenger RNA. It is a transcript of the gene JhI-21, whose product is annotated as large neutral amino acids transporter small subunit 2. The transcript is spliced from 7 exons. Gene Ontology annotation, cellular component: membrane. Lineage: Eukaryota; Metazoa; Arthropoda; Insecta; Lepidoptera; Pyralidae. Bases 242 to 1678 code for a protein of 478 amino acids. Gene Ontology annotation, molecular function: L-amino acid transmembrane transporter activity. Gene Ontology annotation, biological process: amino acid transmembrane transport. The record is from RefSeq and is a predicted model, not a curated record.